AUGUCAGACGAUCAAUUGAAGACUAAGGCGGGUGUCGAGAGGGAGCAGCCCAACACUUCUGUUUCUCCAACUCAUCAUGCUCCUCCUCCACCACCCCCGCCACGACACUCUCGGAGACCGGCUUCUGGGGAGACUCGCUCAGAUGUAAAUGCUCGACCCAGCCCCAAGUUUUCACAUCAUCGACCUCCGCCUCCUCCGCCGAGAAGUCCAAGAAAGCAGCACUCAUUGGACGCCCCCUCCUCAACCAAGAAACAAUCUUCAUCGCCAGCCAAGUCACCACUCAAGCAACAUUCAUUUCCGCUCCAGACCGACUCGGAUCACUCCACCACUUCGGAACCUUCUCAGAAAGUGACACCAGUUAAACCACCCUCCACGCCAACAAAACAUCAUCUUCCACUUGUGUAUGGCAUCUUACACGGCGAAACACCACUAUUCCACCAAAUCACAGCGGACAAGAAUACUGAUACUAUUCUCCCAAUCCGUCCGAGGUCCAAAAGCAUCUCAUCUCCAGCCGCUAAACCGUUCACGGCAAGCCCUUUGAACUCGCCUACAUCCGGCAAGCCUCAAGACCGAGAGCGGUUUCCCCUCAUUAGAAGUAUUGCUCGAGGCGAGAAGCCAAUAAUUCACAAGGUUCAAGCUGAAAUCGCCAAGCAUCGUGUGCAGAAAACGCAUGAGGCACAUGAGAGAACGCCGAUAGUGGAUGAUGAGGAUUGGGGUGUUGGUGAGGGCCGUGGGUUUGAUGUCGAGGAGAUGGUUAGGGAGGACGGGAAGAUGAUGGAGGAGACGGAAGAGAAAGUUAUGAUUGCAAAGAGAAUUGCGGGAUUGACUGAAAGUUAUGAUGUCGAGAGCAGUGGGAGUGGGAAGAUGGUUUUUGCGACCGAGAUCGAAGACAAGAAGGAGAACAUGAAGAAUUCGAAAGAGGAUUCCGGUGUGAGGAGAAGGAGUGCUAAUAUCCGACACGGGGAGCUGCCUCCUUUGUUCACAAAUACGGGAAAUAAAGCCAUCGGAACGAAAGUCAUGGGGGAGAAAAGUCCAACUUAUUUGACUCCGACUACUUACUCACCAUUUCCGGAUAGGAUUAAGGAGACGACGUUUGUGGCUACCAGACGCCAUUCGAAACAAGCUUCAUUGGAUACGAUCGAUGGGAUGAUGAGUUCGAAGAGCUCGGGCAAACGACGUAUCUCCAUCGACAACGAAAAUCCUAUGACGCCCGAUGAUGCGUUGGUGAAGCCAAAGAAAUUUGUCUCGUAUGUUAAGAUUGAGGAGUCUCCAAUUGAGUCCCCGAGUACAAAAACGCAUGGAAGAUCUGGCACGUAUCGUCGACAUGUUGCUUCACACUCGGGUACGGCGAAAUCACCACUUGAUGGCUCGCAAAAGAUUGAAGAUAUUCUGCCUGAUCUUGCAACACCACACUUGGAGUCAAGUCAUGAAAGACCAGCUUCUUCGUCGCCUGCUAAGCCCACGAGAAGUGCAGCUUCCACAGCAAUCAGACACACAUCCACUUCGGAUUCCUCCAGAUCAACAACCGGUAUCACAGCACCCACCGAUGCCAUUACCCCUCAUAUCCCUAUACAAUUCCACGAAAAUCCAAUCAAUCCACGAGACCUCCAAUCUCCCGACCCCCUCUCCCUCACAGAAGACCCCUCCAUCUCACAAAUACUCUCCUUCUUCCCUCUCCCACCCCAGCCCACAUCUCCAAACGCAACAACUCCUCCAAUAGCCAUCCCCCAAAAGACCCCCUUGGUGCCCUCCACACCCUUAGCCCACGAACAAAAAUUCAACACCUACACCACCUUUUUCCUCGCAGCCGACACUUUCAUAACGUGGAACUCGGCUACUAACGCCGGACUCUUGGACGACACGGACGACUCAGCCCUCCUCUUCGACGAGAAAUUCAGGGACGCGUUUAUUGCUGACGUCCCGCUCGCCGAACCACCCUGUUUCGACCUCCCGUCCCCAAUAUCAAGACAGGACGACACAGCCAUCCUCUUCGCCGACGACGCGGAGCAUGAGAUCUGCGCUAUGUUCUGCGCGGCUAGCAAACUAGUUACCGAUGUCAUCACGGCAGCAGGGAAACGGUUUGUUGCAGAGGAGAUAGAGAAGUUGGGUGAUGAGGUGUUAGCCUGUAUGGAGCAAAUUUGCGGGGGAGUGGAGGAGGUUCCGAGUGGGGAGAUGCGGGUUUUGGUGAGGAGGAUGUUUGGAUUUAUGGAGGUUGAUGAGGUGCUACGUCUGUCUCUCCAUCACGUAGCUUUCCAAAAAGGUCUUGCAAUUAUGGCGUCAAUUAUUCUUGAAGGGAUCGAGCCGCGUGCUCUCUCGAAACCUCAGAAAUACCUCGCAAAUUUACCUCGUGAGAUCGUUCAUCUAAUAUUGAAAGAUGUAGACAUCAUCAAGGUCCUCAACAUUUUAUCGUACAAUCACGGAUAUCUCAAUAGUUGUAUCGUCACAUCGACAAAAUUUGGGCCGCUCACGAUUCCCUAUGAGCCUGACUCAAAUGACGGACAAUGGAUCAAAGACCUCGCAAACACAACAAAACUCUACAUACUUCAUCUCGAGAUAUGUGUUAUCCGAAAGAGAGCGAUCCAAGGUCCGAAUUCACUCACUCAAUUGCCGCUGUUGCUGAGAGAGCAUUACGAUGCGUGGAAGGCGGACAUGCACACGGACCUACGUAAAAGACUUGCAGACCAAAUCCACGAAACGGCGAUGCUAGACGAGUAUGAGAAAUCGGUUUAUCUUUCCCACACGACGAAACCCUUUCCAGACCAGGAAGAAGGUCGGUCGAUGGAUUUGGAUAUCCUCUCUGCCCGGUGGAGAUGGAUUAAAGAGACUUGGAUCUCCAUGGGAAAGGCGAAAUGUCGCCAAUUGAACAUGGCAGCGGAUAUUUUGUCAGAAAUGCCGGGAAGAGUUGCUUUGAAGAAGCCCUUAGACCCUUCCCAGACUCCUCCUUCGAGCGCUGAUCAUAUCGUGCGACUGUUGCGCGGGAAGGGAAAGCGAUAUGCGGAAUCGCAUAUACCGCCACACAGGAGGAGGCCUAAGUGCGUGGCAGGCGCUGAACUGAUUGAGCUGGUACCAUACGACCGAUAUCUGAGAAUCUUUUUGGGAGCACUGGAAAAGUAUCCUCCUAGUGCGAAGCAACUGGAAGCUGAUUUUGAUAAACUUUCGUUGGAUAAUGGUGCCGAUACUCCAUGUGUGUAUCCACAGAGUAUCAUGGAUGAUCUCGAAAUAGCGGUCAAGGGCUUGAGAUAUGUUUAUAAUCGUGAUCCGGACAUCAGAAUCCCUCGGAUUCAGUGGAAUUCCUUCGAACAUGCGCGAAGGUCGAAUCCUACUUUUGCUGUCGGCCAUUCUCAUCACCUCACCAACUCAAGUCCAUGUCCUUGGUGUGUCGCCAUGCAUGCUGCCUAUGAUGACAGAGAAUAUGAGUGGUUAAGGGCGUUCUUGAAGGUGGUGUGGUGGAUGGAGCAGAAUCUUGACAUUCCUGAUGAUUUUGAGGUUGUGGAAAGCGAGGAGUUUCUCUCUGUAUGA
This is a messenger RNA of Glarea lozoyensis ATCC 20868, 3519 nucleotides long. RefSeq lists its product as uncharacterized. The coding region runs from base 1 to 3519 and encodes 1172 amino acids. The record is from RefSeq and is a predicted model, not a curated record. The transcript is spliced from 5 exons. NCBI's taxonomy places the organism in Eukaryota, Fungi, Ascomycota, Leotiomycetes, Helotiales, Helotiaceae.